Molecule: messenger RNA, 4012 nt
Organism: Phyllopteryx taeniolatus (common seadragon)
Lineage: Eukaryota; Metazoa; Chordata; Actinopteri; Syngnathiformes; Syngnathidae
Gene: tcf21
Product: transcription factor 21
Exons: 3
Coding region: 220-843 (207 amino acids)
Biological process (GO): developmental process; regulation of transcription by RNA polymerase II
Molecular function (GO): DNA-binding transcription factor activity, RNA polymerase II-specific; protein dimerization activity; RNA polymerase II transcription regulatory region sequence-specific DNA binding
Source: RefSeq, a predicted model, not a curated record
ACCGGCUAAUUAGCAGCUACCCCCCUACUAUCACCCCUAUUUCCACCUGUUGCCUCGUGUCACAGCAAGGGAAGAGAGGAAAUACUUUGGGCUUUGUUUUAACAUCACCGUGAGGAGUUAGGAUCACUAUGCAACAUUGAUAGGAUAUUUUAGCUUUCUUCAUGAGAAAUAAAGGCCGCCGCCCUCCCUGCUCACGGAGAUAAAACAAAGUCAGUCGCGAUGUUCUCCACCACUCAUGAACACACCCACGCAGUCGCCGGGAGCCCACGUUCUGAAGCCGGCCUCCGCACCCGCAGCACCUCAACCAGUCCCACCAUGUCCACGGGCUCCCUGAGUGACGUGGACGACGAGCUGCUGGACGGCAUACUGAAGUUCGCCUCGGCGGAGAGCACCGAUGAGAGCUCCAACAGCGAGGGGCACGCUGCUGCGUGCACGCCGCCCACCAAGCGGCGCCGGACGGCAUCGCGCAAGGCCCAGUCCCGCAAGGCCAUCGCGGGGGAGGAAGGCGCUGGUGCCCCCCCGCGGGAGGGAAAACAAGUGCAGAGAAACGCGGCCAACGCGCGGGAGAGGGCCCGGAUGCGGGUCCUGUCUAAGGCCUUCUCGCGGCUCAAGACGUCCUUGCCGUGGGUGCCGGCCGACACAAAGCUGUCCAAGCUGGACACGCUGCGCCUGGCGUCCAGUUACAUCGCGCACCUGCGGCAGGUGCUGGCCAACGACAAGUACGAGAGCGGAUACAUCCACCCCGUCAACCUGACAUGGCCCUUCAUGGUUGCAGGCAAGCCCGAAAACGAGUUGAAGGAAAUGCUGAGCCCCACGCGGUUGUGUGGCACCACGGCAUCGUGACCAAACACACUGUGGAUACCUCGUCACGUUUCAUUUGUCACCAUUGGGACUAGUGAAGCCCAUGUCUCAUCUCCACAGACCUUCGAGUGGGAAUAACAGCUGGGAGGGAGGGAUGUCCUCCUCCUUCUUUCGUUCCCGUAAAAAGAAACUAUUUAAUUGCAUUGUUUCUUUUUUAAAGUCACCCUUUUUAUUUGUCUUUGCUGGUCCAAAGACAAACAGCGUACUCUUUGUAAUAUGUACUCUGCAUAAGCAUUUUUUUAUGUAUAGUAUAUAGUAGUCUCUUAAAUUGUACAGAUGCUAUAAAUAUAUAUAUAUAUUUGUAUCACUUUUGACAUUUUGCUAUCCUUUGGUUUGUGUGUGUCUGUGUGUUGUGACCUCACCUCUGUUAUCCCUGAACCCCUUUUGGAAUAAUAGCCCAAACCUGAGCAGAUAAGUGGCAGUGUUUUUGCUAAAAGAUAACGCUGGAUGCGGAUGCCUUUGCAUAAACAAACGCUGGCCUGCAAAAGAUUACUUUUAAAACAAGAGAAAAAGGCUUCUACUUGGGUAGUUUGAAAAAACAGAAAAACUCCAGUAAAAGGCCUAAAAGGCAAGUUUUUUUUUUUUUAUGUGAAAUUAAAGUGGGGUAAGGAAAAGAAAAAAGGGGAAAAUGUGUGUUAAUCCUGUGCAGAGCGGUUGUUUUAAUUCUGGUGGGUUAUGACCGGUGAUGUUUACAUCCCGCAGACAGUUAUUUAUGUGUUCUGACAAAAGGCCUCUCUCUCCCUUUCUUUCUCUGAUAGCAUCCCUCUCUUCAUCCCCAUUUUGUUGGCAAAUACAAACACUUUUACUCUCACAGAAAAGUGAGAGAGCAGCUCAAAACUUAGACAAAAAAAAACAAAACUAAAUCGGUUUUUGGGCCUUUUAAAAGCGACAGAGAAUUCAAAAUCAUUGAUGUUUAACAUCAUGUUGAGCUGUUGUGCUAAUGUUUGGGCCGUGACAUUUAUCAUUUAAAAUACUUCUACCUGCACUAACUUGGUCUCAAGCAAUUAAAUCAGUAGUUUUCAAACUUUUGACACCAAGUACCACUAAAAAAAAUUCUUAGCGCUCCAAGUACCAUGAUAACCAACAUUCAUAUAAAGUAGAGCAGUAGGCCUACGUUUUCAGCAAAAACAAGGAAAAGGUUUUACUCCUAAAAAGUACAUUUAAUAUCAUGUAAGCAACUGUAACAUUAUGAACAGUUUGAACAUUAAGACUGGGUUUAAAUAUAAAAAAAUACAAAACAAAACAAAACAAAAAGGGAUUAAAUGCAAACAUAUUGUACUAAAAACUGAAAGACAACUGAACGGUACUUAGGCAUUGAUUCUUUCAUACCACUAGAGAACCCACGUACCUAGUAGUACUCAUACCACACUUUGAAAAUGACUGAUUCAUACUGUUAAAUCACAAAGUGAAGGACGAGUGUUACUUUAGGUUGAGGAUGUUCCGUAAAAAGUUCAAUGGAGAAAAAAUAUGAAACACUGAAAAGAACUGUUUUUGCAAACAAGACAGUUAAGCUCGUUGUCAUAAAGCAGAAAUAUGCUGGAAAAUGGAUUCUUCAAAUGGCUUGUAUGCAAAUAGUUGGGUCUUGGGAGUUUUUCUGGAGGCUUAAUUUACAUAAUAAACCACACUGAGCUUCUCUGCCCUCGACUUGGAAGCUACCCAGGACGAGGAGCUGCCAUUUUCAAGCAACAUUUCUAGUCGUUGUUUUUCUUCUAGUAGUGCUACUAGUGAAGUGCAAGAUGUUAACUAGUAGAAUUUUAUGUCACCAGCAGUCCUAGUAGCACGCAUUUGUACACAGCUUUGCGUCACGAGAAACAUGUAGCUGUCCUACAAGUAUGCCAGUCUUACUAGUGAGGACAAGUAGGGUACUAGUACGUGGACCUUUAGCUGGAUAUCAAGAAUAUUGAAUAAAUGCUCAAACAGCUUUCAAAGCCAUUUAUGUUUCGUAUACGAGUACACUCUUUGUCCUCACUAGUAAGUCAAUUGCACUAGUAAAAUGACUAGGACAGUGAUUCUCAGUGUGGUACUAGUCCCUCUAGUGGUACAUGGGCUCCCUCCAGUGGUACACAAAAUAAUUACUGCCAAAGUUCAGUUCAGUUGUAUUUAAUGUUUGUACAACCCAUUUCCAUGUUUAAGAACUGUUCAUUUUAAAACUUUUAUCUAGGUAUGUAUGUACAAUAUAUUUUAAUUGACUCACCAUUGAAGUGAAUUGUCCAAUUUAAACACAGUGUUAAUGUUCAACUGUGCAUAAUGUUACAGUAGCUUAAAAUAUUAUUCUACUUUUGAGAAAUAAAAACUCAAAGAGAAUACUAGUACGUGGACCUUUAGCUGGAUAUCAAGGAUAACGAAUAAAUGCGCAAACAGCUUUCCAUAGGCGACCAUCAGCGCUCACCUCGACGCUCAAGUCCACGCCCACAGGAACAACAAGACGGAGGACCGCCGCAAUAAAAGAGACGCAGCGAUGUCACUUCAAGGGCCCUCACCUAAUACAUCAGCGGUGGUGUGGCAGGGCCCCCCAGCAAUCCCCCACCACCAUACCGACACCACCCUUUGAGGGACCACCUGGGAGAAAAUAAACUUGGCCGUCUGCCCCCCAAGCCCAAGGGAGGGGAGAAGUGGAAGCGGGAUUCCCAUACUUGCUAAUAGUUUUGUUGGACCUCUGCCCAAAAAGGGGGGGAGGGGAAGAAGGAGGGAAGAAGUCACAUUUUGAUGCAGCUGAUGCUGUCAUUUGUUGUUCUCACUUCAGUGUGUUCCCAUAAGAAUUUAGAAGAAAAUCUUACGCAAAGUUAACAUAGAAGUCAGUGGUGGCUGGUCAAUAGCGGGCGCUUGGGAACCACCCAACCACUGACUGUGGUCACCGCAUUACUUUCCUCGAAGACAAAAAAUGUAAAAUAUUUAUUAUGAAAUAAGAAUUUUUGAAAAUAUAGUAUAUAUGUAUCGAUUUUUAGAUGAGCAGGAUACACAAUAUAUAGUUAAUGAUGAGUAAAGCUGUUGUUUUGUUCAUCUGUGUCAUCUGAUUUUGUGACGCAUUUCCGGUCUGGGCCGCAUUGACUCUCGUUUCAAGUUUGACAUGCGCAGUAGCAUGCAAUAGAUACGACCGAGCUGGGGCACAACGUACCGGCGCCCUGAGCUGGCCGACGUCACAUCAGACGCU